AUGUGCCAACUACAGAAAUGUUGGGGAGAGUGUUGGGGAGAGUGUGUGGGGAGAGUGUUGGGGAGAGUGUUGGGGAGAGUGUUGGGGAGAGUGUUGGGGGGAGUGUUGGGGAGAGUGUUGGGGAGAGUGUUGGGGAGAGUGUUGGGGAGAGUGUUGGGGAGAGUGUUGGGGAGAGUGUUGGGGAGAGUGUUAUGGAGAGUGUUGGGGAGAGUGUUGGGGAGAGUGUUGGGGAGAGUGUUGGGGAGAGUGUUGGCGGGAGUGUUGGGGAGAGUGUUGGGGAGAGUGUUGGAGAGAUUGUGGGAGAGUGUUGGGGAGAGUGUUGGGGAGAGUGUUGGAGAGAUUGUGGGAGAGUGUUGGGGAGAGUGUUGGGGAGAGUGUUGGGGAGAGUGUUGGGGAGAGUGUUGGAGAGAUUGUGGGAGAGUGUUGGGGAGAGUGUUGGGGAGAGUGUUGGGGAGAGUGUUAGGGAGAGUGUUGGGGAGAGUGUUAGGGAGAGUGUUGGGGAGCGUGUUAGGGAGAGUGUUAGGGAGAGUGUUGGGGAGAGUGUUAGGGAGAGUGUUAGGGAGAGUGUUGGGGAGUGUGUUAGGGAGAGUGUUAGGGAGAGUGUUGGGGAGAGUGUUGGGGAGAGUGUUGGCGGGAGUGUUGGGGAAGGUGUUGGGGAGAGUGUUGGGGAGAGUGUUAGGGAGAGUGUUGGGGAGAGUGUUGGCGGGAGUGUUGGGGAAGGUGUUGGGGAGAGUGUUGGGGAGUGUGUUAGGGAGAGACAACAACAUGAAAAUGCUCAGGUGUAGUGGCGGCUUCUAA
Messenger RNA from Candidula unifasciata, 798 nucleotides. The record is from the annotation of a GenBank genome assembly. NCBI's taxonomy places the organism in Eukaryota, Metazoa, Mollusca, Gastropoda, Stylommatophora, Geomitridae.